AUGCAAAUUCAACCGAAAUCCGCCAUAGCUGUCGUCCUUUUCUUGGUUGAUUUGGUUUCAGCAACAAAACGCAAAGAGGCUCCUCAAAGCCUAGAUAGCCGAGCAACUAUCGUCCGAUGCAACGUUCAACUUAUUGAAACUGACGAUUUGGGCUAUGAAUCUCUUAUGGAAGUGAAACAAAUUUCCCCUUCUGGCACGCAGACUUUUCAAUACGGCAAGGAUGUCAUUCACGUCCGCGUGGACGGACUGUGCGCAGCUCAGGAAAUUUCGGGUGUUCGCAAGGAUCACACGCAUUUGGAAAUUGAGGUUACCUUUCGGGACGUGGAUGGAGGAGUCAAGAAAAUCAAAAACAAAUAUUAG
Pyricularia grisea is the source of this 360-nucleotide messenger RNA. RefSeq lists its product as uncharacterized. The coding region runs from base 1 to 360 and encodes 119 amino acids. The record is from RefSeq and is a predicted model, not a curated record. Lineage: Eukaryota; Fungi; Ascomycota; Sordariomycetes; Magnaporthales; Pyriculariaceae. The transcript has a single exon.